AUGGAGGGCGUCGUCGAGAGCAUCCCCCCCUCCCACCAGAUGGAAGACAUAUCUGAGACCAUGCCCCCCCUCCCCCAGAUCGGUGACGCACCUGAGAGCACCCCCAAAAGGAAUCCUGUGCUCAAUAAUCCUCAGCUAGAUGUCAAUAUUCCUGAUGAUUCUCAUCCUAUGCGUCAGCUAGAUAUCCCUGAUGAUCCUCUUCAUCUUCCUCUUCCUGAUCCCAUUGGUCAAAUCCUCGUCAAUGAUCACACAUACGACAUCCUUGAAGUCAUAUCUUCUAGUCAAGGGCUUGUUGGUCGUGGUACCAUUUGUUAUCUGGCAUGGAGGGGUGAUGAAGAAUAUAUUGUCAAAGAUCAUUGGGUUCUUGGGAGUAAAGUGGAUGCCUUGAACAAAGUCAAGAUGCUGCAGGCGAUGAAAGAUGUCCAUGGUGUUCCACAGUUCAUUGAUCACUGGCUUGUUGAGAUCAAGCCUGGGGAGGUUGAUCAAAUGGGGCUUUAUUGUUACAAGCUGUUGAACAGCCUUCAAGGUGCCAUCCGCACACAUGUUCAUUUGGUGUUGAAGCCUUGCACACGACCAUUAUAUAUGUUCCAGACAAAGGCAGAGUUGUUGGGCGAUAUCAUCAGAAUUCAAAAGACAGCAGUGGAAGAGAAGGGUAUUCUUCAUCGCGAUUGUAGUCUCAAUAAUUCGAUGAUUGAAGAUGACAGUAAUGGAUCCCAUGGAACCUUGAUUGAUUGGGAGUUUGCCAUGUUUAUUGCCCAGGGUCAAAAAUACGCUAGAGGUGGGACGGGCACAAUGCCUUUCAUGUCACAGGUCGCUCCUGUUCCAGCUCUCAGAGGCUCUCGCCUUAUCAUACACCACUAUGAAUAUGAUCUCAAAUCAGUCUUCUACGUCUUCAUAUGGAUCUGUAUUGGAUACAAGGGUCCCCUUAGUGUCAAGUCUGUCCUUGAUAGAAGAUACAACUGGCUGGUGCACAAAUGGUCCACCAUCACAUUCAAGGCCUGCAACGACAAGAAGACUACGUUCUUCUACCAUUCGCAUACACACAAAUUCGACGAGCAAUUCCACCCCUAUUUUAAAAACCUUGUCCCACUUGCGGUGGAAUGGUAUAAUUUGAUAAGGAACAAAGGACCGUCGAAUGCAGUCACUUUCCAGGAGGUCCUUGAUUUGUUAGACAAGCACCUUGCUGAACUUCUGAAGGAGCUUUCCCCUGAGCUUCUGUUCACAUGA
Molecule: messenger RNA, 1227 nt
Organism: Suillus bovinus
Lineage: Eukaryota; Fungi; Basidiomycota; Agaricomycetes; Boletales; Suillaceae
Exons: 4
Coding region: 1-1227 (408 amino acids)
Source: RefSeq, a predicted model, not a curated record